ACACAUUAAAUUACCAGCCAUCUCCGACUCGACUCGUUUUCUCAAGACUUCAAAUUUGAUCCUUCUAUUACAGUUCUUCUUUUCUAAAGUCUGAUUAAAUAUUCGAAGACGAUGAGCACCAACAUAUCGGAGGCGCACGGCUCUAAUCCGCCGUUUAGCGGAUACGCCUAUUACUCCAUCGGACUAUCCAUCGGGAUUCUCACUCUCUUCGCGUUCAUUACCGUAGUCUUGUACUUCUGCUCUCGCAGAAUCGCCAUGAACCCUUCACAACUGUCACAGGUUAGAAACUCAAGCUUUGGUUUACAGACCAUUAGCGUCGUAGAUCCUCCGCCUCAGUUAGGUGUGGAUGACGCGACCUUGAAGAGUUAUCCGGUGCUGUUAUACUCGGAGGUGAAGCGCGAUCGGAAAGGCGGUGCCGCUGGUGAUUCUGCGGCAACUUGUUCGAUAUGCUUGGGCGAUUUCAGUGACAGUGAGUGGUUGAGGGAGUUGCCGGAUUGCCGUCACUUGUUUCACCAGAAGUGCAUCGAUUUGUGGCUGAGGAUGAACUCUUCGUGUCCGCUGUGCCGGACCUCGCCGCUUCCAACGCCGGUUUCAACUCCGCUUGCUGAAGUUGCUCCCUUGGCAAGAUCAAGGGAUUGAGUUUGUAAAUUAAAUGUUUUUCCUCCCUUGUCUCAUGUCACUUAGACUAAUCUGAUCAGCACAGCACUUGCCACCAUAUAUUUUUAAAGGCAUAUGUUUUAUUGAGAAUUUAAUCAUUGCCACAUAUCAAGAUCUCAAACUCAAUUUUUAGUUGAGUUGGAUCGAUUAUCUACCUAGUUAAUCUAAGUGCCAUAGGUGCUCCAA
Messenger RNA from Prosopis cineraria, 843 nucleotides. Its product is annotated as RING-H2 finger protein ATL70-like. NCBI's taxonomy places the organism in Eukaryota, Viridiplantae, Streptophyta, Magnoliopsida, Fabales, Fabaceae. The transcript has a single exon. Bases 112 to 639 code for a protein of 175 amino acids. The record is from RefSeq and is a predicted model, not a curated record.